AUGCUGAUGGACUGCAAAUUGACAGUCCUCGGCUUUGCAGUCAUGGCGGCUGCACCGCCGCAUAGCCACCCAAUUUAUAAUAUAGUACACAAUCUUCUCUCUUGGACGUACAAUGGCUGCAGCUCGUUCUUCUCCGGCACCACAAUGGGCAUCAAUCAUCUAUGGGAGGUGCUUGACCCUGCUGCGACGACGGUACCCAUUGUGUCCCUCGCCCUCUCAGAUCGAUUUGCAGGACCUGCCCCUCACCUGCCCUAUGUUGUGGGCAUUGAUUCAAGUGGAUGGUUCGAACAGUGCCAACAAGGAAAAUGGCAAUGCGCGCAUUCUCAAACUGGAAUGAACCCUGCGCUCCGCACCUUUUUAUUUCACCUGGCUCAGCUUGCACGCUUCCCGGUGCAACUCAUCUUCUGUUAUGAUGGCGGCCAGCGGCCAGAGGUCAAAAGAGGGUGCUGCAUGUCUACAAGAGACCAUUGGAUGGUCAAGCCCACGCAACGCAUCCUGAAUGCCUUCAACACACAAUGGAUCACUGCUGUGGGUGAAGCUGAAGCACAGCUAGCAUUGAUGAACAAUGCUGGAAUUAUCAAUGCUGUCAUGACAGAUGACAGUGAUGUCUUCGUCUUCGGAGCUAAGACAGUCAUUCGGAAUUCAACAUUCUCAUCCGAUGCAACCGUCAAGGUGUACACCACAAGCACUAUUCAGGAGCACGUAGAACCCUGCCUUGUCAGUGAUGCCUUUGUGACAAUGGCUGUUACGACUUGGAUGGUAUCUGUUGGCGACGCUCAAACAGAGCUUGUGUUGUCAACGGUUGAGGACGUCCUUGGGCUAGCCCAAGGUUAG
Messenger RNA from Suillus bovinus, 834 nucleotides. RefSeq names its product PIN domain-like protein. The transcript is spliced from 6 exons. Gene Ontology annotation, molecular function: 5'-flap endonuclease activity. Lineage: Eukaryota; Fungi; Basidiomycota; Agaricomycetes; Boletales; Suillaceae. The coding region runs from base 1 to 834 and encodes 277 amino acids. The record is from RefSeq and is a predicted model, not a curated record.